UAAUAAUCGAUACGUACGUAGAACAAUAUAAACAAGCGUCGUCGUUGCAAAUUUGUAUUUUUCUUUGCACCGAGCUGAAUAUUCCAUUUGCCAAUUCGCAGCAAUUGUGUGAUGAACAUGAUGGAGAGUAAAGUGCUGCUGCAGGCAUUCCAAGAGCAACAACAACACGACAACAAAAAUGGAACGUCGACGGGCGUCAGCAUCGAUUCAGUGAAAUCGGCAAUUGCGAAAAUGGUUGUACGAACGGAACGCUUCCAAGGACGCGUACGCAAGCACAUUGAUGAUAACAACACCGAAUUUAUGCCCAAUCACACCACACCGGACAUGUUCCUCGACAAGUGCAGUUCGCUGUGCGACGAAAUUGGCGAACUGCAUUCCUCGGUGAGCAACGAUGGUCUGGCGGCAUUAAACGAUGCCAGCGGCGAGCUGGCGAACAGCAGUCGUGACCUGCGCGAACUCUUGCUGGGAUUGCGUGUCAGCGAGCACAUACUUAAGCUGGACGAUUUGUUUCAGUGCGUGGAGGAGGCUAAGGCCACAAAAGAUUGUCUUGUUGUGCUCGAUUUGAUGGGCAAACUGCGCGGUCUAAUAUACAGCGACGAUAGCAACCAUAUUCCUCCAGAUGUGGAGCGCAUCUUUCAAUCGCUUGAAUGCUACGAGUCCAUUAAGGUCAAGUAUCAUGUGCAGGCGCAUCUGUUGCAACAGCAGCUGCAGGAACGUUUCGAUCGUCUGCUGCAGCUGCAGUCGAAAUCUUUUCAGACGUCCAAGUGUGUAACGUUGCUGGUCAGCAAGGAUGAGUCACAGCUGCAGGACAUUGUGACAGCACUGUUCCAAGAGCGCUACAACCCAGCCAAAUUAUGUGCCUUUCUGCUGCAAGAAUGCAUCGAGCCCCUGAUCCUCAAACCCGUGUCCGUGGCCUACAAUGAGGAGGCCAAGGAUGGCACAUAUUUGGAACUGCAGCUGUCGUAUGCCAUCAAAGAACCAACAGAGGCAACGUCAGCUCAGCAGCAGCUGUUGCGUCCACACUAUACCGAUGUCUUUCAGCACUUGCAACUGCUGUGGCAAAUGUUGUCCAGCCUCAAUUGCAGUCUCAACAAUGGCAGCCAGCAUGAUCACGUGUUUGCGCUAAUCGGGGAUCAUGUGAAGGAUCGCAUGCUGGAGCUGCUGGUGGAGCAGUGCUUAAUACCCGCAGUGCCCGAGAGCAUGGAAGAAUACCAAAAGAGUACGCUGCGCAACGAUGUCCAGCAGUUUGAGCACUUUCUGGCCGACAUGUGUGUCAUCAAUCCCGAUCAGGAUGUGGCGCUGACUAAGUUUGCCCGUCGCUUUGACACCUACUAUCGCAAUCGGUUGUCGGCUCGUGUUCUUGCCACGGCGCGCGAGAUCAUUCAACGGGAUCUGCAGGACAUGACGCUGGUGGCACCCAACAAUCUGCCAGUCAACAUCGCCAACGAUCCGUUUCUCUUUCCGCGCUGCAUGAUCUCCAAGAGUGCACAGGAUUAUGUGAAGCUUAUGGAUCGCACAUUGCGACAGCCAGCGGAUAAUUUGGUCGAUGAUGCGCCGAAUCCGUUGAGCGGCGUUGUUGGCCUCUUGCUCGAGGCGUACAUCGAUGAGGUGCCCAAAGUGCACCAGAAACUGUUGCAGAGCAUUCCACAGCAAUCGGCAUUGUUUCACAACAAUUGCAUGUAUCUCAGCCAUUGGAUUGCUCAGCAUGCCAGCAAGGAUAUCGAUGCCGUUCCGUCGCUUGUCAAAAUGCUGCAGUCGACGGGCAGCAAAUAUUUGCGCGUACAAAUCAACUAUCAGGAGUCCAUACUCAUGGACAUUAUGAGCGGCUUUGAGUUCGACAAUCCGCACACGCUGGGCACGGCACCGUUGAAGCUGGUGCGUCAGUGUCUGCGGCAACUGGAGUUGUUGAAGAACGUGUGGCAACAGGUGUUGCCGGAGAAAGUGUACAACAGCAGCUUCUGUGAGCUGUUGCAUCCAUUUGCCAACGAACUGGUGCAGCGUGUGUUCAAGCUGCGCGACAUUUCCGCCACCAUGGCCAGCGAAUUGAGCGACCUAAUCGAUGUGGUGCUGGAGAAGGCGCCGCUACUAUUCCACGAUCCCAACGAGGUGGUCCAAGUGCGCUCGUGGCAAAAGCUGCAACAGCUCAAGCUCAUGAUGAACGCCUCGCUUAAGGAGUUCACCGAACUGUGGUGCGAUGGCGCCGGUCCGCUGACGGCCAACUAUCAGGCCAACGAGAUCAAGCAUCUGAUACGCGCUCUCUUCCAGGACACGGAUCGACGUGCCAAGGCCAUCACACAGAUUGUUUAG
Messenger RNA from Drosophila sulfurigaster albostrigata, 2307 nucleotides. RefSeq names its product centromere/kinetochore protein zw10 (gene Zw10). Gene Ontology annotation, biological process: mitotic spindle assembly checkpoint signaling; endoplasmic reticulum to Golgi vesicle-mediated transport; mitotic cell cycle. The transcript is spliced from 3 exons. The record is from RefSeq and is a predicted model, not a curated record. Bases 112 to 2307 code for a protein of 731 amino acids. NCBI's taxonomy places the organism in Eukaryota, Metazoa, Arthropoda, Insecta, Diptera, Drosophilidae. Gene Ontology annotation, cellular component: chromosome, centromeric region; RZZ complex; nucleus.